AUGAAACGCAGUGUUUUGUUUGGAUGGACAUAUGUCACGCUAAGAGCCAGCCCAUAUCAUAUCAUCUCCUGUUUCGUUUCUGCACCGAAGACAUCUCCUAGGUCAAGCAGACCUCUUUCUGUCCUCUCAUCUCAUCCUUUACCGAUUCCUCUUCCCCUUAACUCUUUGCCUCCUCUCUUUAGGGAGGUUUUUCUGGAUCGAGAUUCCUCCACGACUACACUCCAUCAAUACUUCGUUAAACUCAUUCAAUCGAAUGCCACAUCUUGUUCCCACUUUUGUUUCGACUGUGCAACAUCUGUAGGGAAAGAACAGUUUGAAAGAUUGGUUGGUGAUGGAGCCAAUGCGAGUUCCUCUUCAUCAAAAGUGGUCCCUGCACAAAAUUUAGAGCCCGCCGAGGUAACCGGUGUUCAGUCAGAGAAAGAAUGGUCCUAUAUUGGAUGCUCCAAAUGCGCAAAGAAGCUUCAGCGUGAGGUAUCUUGUGGAGUUGACUGUAUGGAUGAUGCUGUCUUUGUAGCAUUUGAUACCGAGAUUGCCAAGUUAACCAACAUUCAAGCAGCUGAGGCUGUCCAGAUUUUGGUAGAUGACCAUGGACCCGAUGACAAUGGAGAUCGUGUGGGAUUAACUGGCAUUGCAAACAAACAGAGAGUUGUCAACGGUGAAAACGUGAAGAAGAAGGCACGCCAGGAGUAG
Eruca vesicaria subsp. sativa (arugula) is the source of this 690-nucleotide messenger RNA. NCBI's taxonomy places the organism in Eukaryota, Viridiplantae, Streptophyta, Magnoliopsida, Brassicales, Brassicaceae. The record is from the annotation of a GenBank genome assembly.